UUUGUCUCCUCCUCCCGUUCAUGUCUUCGCAUCUCCGCUCAUCUCCCUCCCCUCCUCCGGAUCGCUCGCUCGCUGGCCGAGGAGACCUCCAAAGGACCAGCCGGGCUGUGGAAUCGUCCUUGUUCUUUCGCGUUUGCCGAGUCAAGGGUAGCUCUUUGCCGCCUCGGAGAGAUGCUGUUACUCCUGGUGAUGUGAUUGCAUAGCAACACAGCAGUGCGGGGCGGUGGAGGAGGAGAGGCAGGCAGCGUGCAGCCAGCAGCGCUCAGCCUCAGCAUGCAUCCCUGUCACAGGGUCUCCUUUGCUGAUUCACAGAGGCAGCCCCAAUCCUUGCUUCCGAAGCCCGGCGGCCACUGCCCCCGCAUCUCAGACCCGGUGGACUUGGAAGGUGCUGGUGCCCAGAGCUGUCUCCAUCCCCAUGAACAUCGGUUCUGAUGCAGCCCCUGGUGAUGCAGGAAUGGCCUUAUGUCCUCCCGCGAUGUCCUGAGUGGCAUGCCCCAGGGCCGGUGCAGCACGCCAGCGCUGCCCACCCGCUGUCUCAGGUUGAUGUCUCACAGGAUGGUGCAGGACCUUCGUGCAUAACCCCCCGGGCUCUGAGCAGUGCUGCUGGGCCCCAGGCCCCUCUGGAGAUGAAUCUUUGCUGGAACGAGAUCAAAAAGAAAUCCCACAGCCUUCGGGCUCGGCUGGAGGCCUUUUCUGACCACAGUGGGAAGCUGCAGGUGCCUCUGCAGGAGAUCAUAGACUGGCUGGGGCAGAAGGAUGAGGAGCUCUCAGCACAGCUGCCCCUGCGGGGUGAUGUCCUUCUGGUGCAGCAGGAGAAGGAGAUGCAUGCGGCUUUCAUGGAAGAAGUGAAGUCUCGGGGACCAUACAUUUACUCUGUCCUGGAGUCGGCACAGGCUUUCCUUUCCCAGCACCCCUUUGAGGAACUAGAAGAGCCAACUUCAGAAGGCAAAGAUGCCUCUCCCCGGCACCGGAUCCAGAACCUCAGCCGCUUCGUCUGGAAGCAGGCGAACGUGGCCAGCGAGCUGUGGGAGAAGCUCACCGCCCGCUGCGUGGACCAGCACCGCCACAUCGAGCGGACGCUGGAGCAGCUGCUGGAGAUCAAAGGGGCCAUGGAGGAGCUCAGCACAACGCUGGACCAGGCUGAAAGCGUGCGUGAAACCUGGGAGCCCAUCGGGGACCUCUUCAUUGACUCCUUGCCAGAACACAUCCAGUCGACAAAGCUGUUCAAAGAGGAGCUCUCCCCCAUGAAGGAUGGGGUGAAAGUGGUCAAUGAUCUUGCACACCAGCUUGCCAUCUCAGAUGUCCACCUGUCCAUGGAGAACUCCCGCACCCUGGAGCAGAUCAACACUCGCUGGAAGCAGCUGCAGGCCUCCAUAAAUGAACGCCUGAAGCAGCUCCAAGAUGCCCACCGGGACUUUGGACCAGGCUCCCAGCACUUCCUCUCCUCCUCUGUCCAAGUCCCCUGGGAGCGAGCCAUUUCCCCCAACAAAGUGCCAUACUACAUCAACCACCAGGCCCAGACGACAUGCUGGGACCACCCGAAGAUGACAGAGCUGUACCAGACGCUGGCGGAUUUGAACAACAUCAAGUUCUCAGCCUAUCGGACGGCUAUGAAACUGCGGCGAGUGCAAAAAGCCCUGCGAUUGGACAUGGUGACCCUCACCACAGCCUUGGAAAUCUUCAACGAGCACAAUCUGCAGCCCAGCGACCGGGCAAUGGAUGUGGUAGAGGUCAUCCACUGCCUGACUGCCCUCUACGAGAGGCUGGAGGAGGAGAGGGGCAUCCUGGUGAAUGUCCCACUCUGUGUGGACAUGAGCCUCAACUGGCUGCUGAAUGUCUUCGACAGUGGCCGCAGCGGGAAGAUGAGAGCGCUCUCCUUCAAGACAGGCAUUGCGUGCCUGUGUGGGACAGAGGUCAAGGAGAAGUUUCAGUAUCUCUUCAGCCAAGUGGCGAAUGCUGGGGGACUGUGUGACCAGAGGCACCUCGGCGUCCUGCUCCACGAGGCCAUCCAGGUCCCACGCCAGCUGGGGGAGGUGGCAGCGUUUGGAGGCAGCAACGUGGAGCCCAGCAUCCGCAGCUGCUUCCGCUUUAGCAAUGGGAAGUCCACCAUUGAGGCAUCCCAGUUCCUGGAGUGGGCCAACCUGGAGCCGCAGUCCAUGGUGUGGCUGGCCGUGCUGCACAGGGUGACCAUGGCCGAGCAGGUGAAGCAUCAGACCAAGUGCUCCGUCUGCCGGCAGUGCCCCAUCAAGGGCUUCAGGUAUCGGAGCCUGAAGCAGUUCAACGUGGAUAUCUGCCAGACUUGCUUCCUCACGGGGCGAGCCAGCAAGGGCAACAAGCUGCACUACCCCAUCAUGGAGUACUACACCCCGACUACGUCCAGCGAGAACAUGAGAGACUUUGCCACAACGCUGAAGAACAAGUUCCGGUCCAAGCAGUACUUCAGCAAGCACCCACAGAGAGGUUACCUGCCUGUCCAGUCUGUGCUUGAGGCUGACUUCUCUGAAACCCCAGCCUCCUCCCCGAUGUUACCGCAUGCUGACACCCACUCCCGGAUCGAGCACUUUGCUAGCAGGCUUGCAGAGAUGGAAAGCCAGAACUGUUCCUUCUUCAGUGACAGCCUGUCCCCUGAUGAUAGCCUGGAUGAGGACCAGUACCUGCUGCGCCAUUCCAGCCCCAUCACGGACAGGGAGCCUGGGGGCAACCAGCAGGUUCCAGGAAGCCUCAACAUGGAUGACAAGGGAGAUCUGGAGAGAAUCCUGGCCCACUUAGAAGAUGAAAACAGAAUCCUCCAGGGAGAGCUGAGACGUUUGAAAUGGCAGCAUGAUGAGGCAGUGGAGUCUCCAACCUUGGCUACAGGUUCCCCUGAAUCCGUGCAAGACCCACACAACGACGAGCUCCUGGCCGAAGCACGGAUCCUCCGGCAGCACAAGAGCCGCCUGGAGACUCGCAUGCAGAUCCUGGAGGACCACAACAAGCAGCUGGAGUCCCAGCUGCACCGACUGAGGGAGCUCCUGCUGCAGCCUCCAGCAGAGUCAGAGGGCAAUGGCUCAGCAGUCUCCUCCUUGGCUUCAACUCUGCAUCAGUCUGAAGGCAGCCAGGCAAAGGAGAAUGAGCACAACACCCCUGACACCGAAGCUGCCGAUGAGGUGGAAGCCAAAACCCAGGAAGUCAGCGUGUGCCUGGAAGACAUCAUGGAGAAGCUGCGGAGCGCCUUCCCCAACUCUCGAGGUACUCGAGUGAAAUCCCCCUCCAUGGCCUCCUACUGCUCCCUCAGAUGAGGUUUUCCCCACAGACCCCUGCCCCACUCCCAGCUUCCCUGCCACGGAUGACCCCCCCUGCAGCACCUGCAGCCAAGAGCUCUGCUGCCACUGCACUGCUGGGACCUGGGCUCAAAGGAUGAGGAUGAGGUUUCACAUCUGCAAGGAGAGGCAAUCAGGGCUGCCAAGAGUACAGACCAACUAGAUGCCCUUAGAUGAGCUGCAAGGCAGCCUCCUGCCCUGCUCAGGACCCCCCACACUGCAGGGUUUUCCACUGUGAAGAUGGAGAGACCUGCCAGCAUCGAGUUUGCAGUGAGCAUCUUGAGCAACCUCCUCAUUUCAUCCCUGUCCAGACCCCUGCUCAGGAGAGGUCAAGGUCCCAGAGACCUGGCAAGAUGGCAGCAGUGGUGCAAGACGGAAGCAAUGGUGCAGACUCUCCUAACUGCUCAUGGACAGCUCUUUCCAGCAGGAAUGGGGACUAGGGGAUUCGUGUGUGGAUGGUGCUCCGCUCACCCAGUGGGGUUUGGUGUUGGUCUUUCUGCUGCCCCCCUGUGCUCCAGCCUGGGGGCAGCACUCGGCCCCCUGCCCAGGCUGCCCAUGCAUGUGCUGGGGGGAGAUGCUGCUUGGUGCCAUCACUAACAUGAUGCAGAGCAGAGCUGCCCUCUUUGCCCAUGCAGACCCUCACCCAGUUUCUGGCCUCCCUGACCAAGACCCUCCUGACUCUGCAGCACCCUCAUGCUAACCAGGUGGCUCUGGGUCCUAUUUUCCUGACCUCUCCAUUUCUCUUUCAGGUAUGACCUCCCUUAUCUAACACCUCCUGUGAGCCAGAGGCUUUUCCUAACCAGCUACCUGGCUGCUUUCCUCCCCCUCCUCUCCCUGCCAUGCUCCCUGUGCUGCAGCAGACCUCGCACAGACUCCUUCCAAGCCGGUCGUGCAGGAUGCUUGCCAGCUCCAGAAGAUCUCAGGGGAACAUAGGCCAUGCAGGAGUGGGACCAUGGGCUCCCCAGGAGGCUGUCUCAGCCACUUGGCUACAGUGCCUAAGCCUGAGUGGAAAGGUUCAGAAGGCAGAACUGAAGCUGUGAAAGCUGCCUGUCUCCCCCAGCACUCAUGGGCUGCUGCCUUUGACUGCAGCUCUUGGGGGAUGCAGAGCUCAGCAUUCCAUCCCCUUCAGUUUUGCCCAGACACAUCCAGGUCUCUAGGCACCAAAAAAACCUCCUGGAGCCAACUAGUUUUUAUAAGAACUCUUUCUAACAGCACCCAGCUGCCAGCCUUACAGAUGGAACUGUCUCUGCUACCCAGGGCUCUGCAGCCAGCCAGGCACAUACAGAGAGUCUGCAAGGUUUAUGGAGCAGGGAUGAGUCCAUGCUAGAGCUUCAGCCCUGCUAGUAGCCUUAUCUUGGGAGGGUCUUUAUAACAGAGCCUUAUCCUUUAAUUUGCAUAUAUUUCUCUAUGUUAUAUACAUAUUCUGUACUCAAAUACUCUCAUGGACUCACUCCAUUAAAUUCUAAUGCUCUUAAGUGUAGCUGCCCUUCAGUCCAGCCCAACAUCUGCUCCCUUGAGGACCAGCACCUUCCCCAUUGCUGGUGCUGCCUUGGGGAAAGGCUGCUGCAAGGGGACCUCAACAGAGGACUGAACCAGCAGCAGGUACUCUGUUCUGCCUGAAUUCCAGGGGAGCUGUGCCUUUGCCAUAGCACAGAGAGCCUGUCCUGCCUGAACCCAGCUCCAUUCCCUGGGGAGCCUCAGCUCCUGCAGUUGCCCAUGCCCAUAGCACUGCAGGAAGGGGUUUCUCCAGUCACAGCUCCAGCCCUGGGACCACCAGGACAUUCAGCUGUGAUGCAGGCAGGCACCUCCUUACUGCCCCCAAGGAACAUCUGCCCCACUGCUGACCCCAAACUUGAGUUGGGCUGAGGGGCUGGAGGCACUUGUUGGAAGCAGGCAAGAACCACCAGGCAGUGGAGGAGGCUGUUCUGCAAGCUGGCAGGGUACCUCAGUGGUGAUGGCUCCUGGUCCCAAAGGCUCCCUCAAGCUGGCUGUCUGGUGCUGUGUCAUGUCGAGAAAGAGGCAGAGUCAGGUGCUGUGAGGUGCCCCAGGGCAGAGGCUGAGCUAACCCUGAUGCUCUGGGGCUACAGGCUGUGAAGGGAUGAGAUACCUGAGCCCUGGGGCAGGGCUUGAUGCUGGUGCAAAGCAUCCUGCCCGAAACAGGGCUUGCUGUGAGGACAGGGACAGGGCUGUUGUCACUGGCUGGGAUGGGAUGCAGUGAUGUGAGCUCCUUGGGGAGGCUGGGACCAAGGCAGCAUGUAGGGGCACAGGGCUGUGCAGCUUCCUCAGCAUGCUGGCAGAGCUGUGGAGCAGUGCCAGCCAUGGGCAUCAGGUUGUGUGAGCCUUAUGGCCUGUGUCCACCAGCAACAGUGCCAGUUGCUGUCCUGGUUGUCCCCUCUCGCACUUGGGUGAGUGACAGGAGUGCAGUAGCAGUGGCACUGUGGCUGCUGUGAGCAUUCUGUGUGCCAGGCUUCUUAUUUGAUCAUGCUGAGGGACCACAGGCCAGUCUGUGGCAGGAGGGGGGUAAGAUGGGAAGGAGCAAGGCUUUGGCCUGAGGAUGGGGUCUGGAGCACCCAGCCUGGUGGGAGCUGGAGGAAAGACAAGGUAGGAUAAGGACAGAGCUGCUGGUCCCAGCAGCGGGUGCAAGGAGCAGCGGUGAGCAGGCUGGGUGCUUGGGCUGUGUUUGGGAGCUGGGAUGCAGCAGGGAGGGGAGCAGGCUGGCUAAUGCUCUGGUAACCACGCACUGAGGUGCUGCUGUCCUCACUGCUUUGCACCAUCUCUGCUCUGGAAAGACAAUAAAUUUGUAUUUAUACUGA
Messenger RNA from Dryobates pubescens (Downy woodpecker), 6112 nucleotides. RefSeq names its product dystrophin related protein 2 (gene DRP2). Gene Ontology annotation, cellular component: plasma membrane. Lineage: Eukaryota; Metazoa; Chordata; Aves; Piciformes; Picidae. Gene Ontology annotation, biological process: synaptic signaling. The record is from RefSeq and is a predicted model, not a curated record. Gene Ontology annotation, molecular function: zinc ion binding; protein binding. The transcript has 23 exons. Bases 432 to 3278 code for a protein of 948 amino acids.